Messenger RNA from Didymella exigua CBS 183.55, 2847 nucleotides. RefSeq lists its product as uncharacterized. Gene Ontology annotation, cellular component: actomyosin contractile ring; cell cortex of growing cell tip. The record is from RefSeq and is a predicted model, not a curated record. Bases 1 to 2847 code for a protein of 948 amino acids. Gene Ontology annotation, molecular function: MAP kinase scaffold activity. Lineage: Eukaryota; Fungi; Ascomycota; Dothideomycetes; Pleosporales; Didymellaceae. The transcript is spliced from 4 exons.
AUGAACACGCGCACCGGCACGCUGUCGCCCGUCUCGACUGACAGCCAGGAGUGGUCGCCCAUCACACGCUACACGAACGUCGCAGGCGAGAACCCAUACUCGCCCUCGCUGCCGCCCAGCACCUACGGAGGCAGUACUUACGGCGGCAGCAUCUACGGCGGCAACAGCACUCCCGAUGGCGGCAUGCUCAAUGGAAUGCGUCCCCAAGGAAACGGCAACCCGUCGCCGCCCAGCUCAGUCGGCCGCAGCAGCGACGGCACGGGCCUGUACGCUGCGAGCCUCGCCGGUAGCGACGCCAGCAUGAGCAACCGCAAGCUGCAGAUGCUCGAGGAGACCAUGGCCGAGCACUUCCGCGUCCUCAAGGUCUACCUCGGGCCUUACCUCAACGACGCCCAGGGCAACCCGCGCCCGAGCCGUGCCAAGGACAAGCUCACGCGCCUGUCGGGCGUGCAGUUCCAGGAGCUCAGCACCGACGUCUACGACGAGUCGCUGCGCAGGGAGGAGGACCGCAGGCGCGGCGGGCCCAACGCACCCGGCAACGCGACGCCCAGCUACCUGCUGCCCAAGAACAACUUCCACCCCAAGCGCAACCAGGCCCGCCAGAAGCUGUCCACGCUGCCGCUCGAGCGCUUCCGCCAGCUCGCGACCGACGUCUUCUACGAGCUGGAGCGGAGGUACCCGCGCUUCACGUCCGGCGACCUGGCCCGCUCAGCAAGUCCCGCAGCGAGCGUCGCGAGCCGCGUCAGCGACAGAGGGCCGCCCCCCCGCAACGGCAGCAUGGACAGCAGGUUCGGCGGCCGGGGACCGCCAGGUCCCGGAUACAGAGGGCCACCUCCACCAGGCGACCCGCGAGGCAUGCAGGGGCCUCCAGGGGGGCUCGCACCGGGAUCGCAGGCUAACGAGUACGGCCGACCGCUUCCCAAGACUUUCCACCAGAACACGAUUGUACCGAACAAGGGCACGCUAGUAGAAGACGAUGACGACAGCGCUGGGGACGACGAUGAUGCCUUCAAUCUAGAGGGCGCUGCUGCCAGGCGGCAGACUAAUAAGAGCGCCAAGAGCAUGAGCAUGGCGCGGGAGAAGAUGGUUGCAGAACUAGAAAAGCAAGUCACAGAGCUGCAAGAGAAGACUGCUGCGCUGGGAGGAACCUUAAAGGACAAGGACGAUGAACUGCAGAGACUCAAGGACGCCGAAGGCACAAGAGACAGCACCAAUGCCUCUGAGCGCGCUGAAUGGGACGAACUCCGGUACUCUCUCCAAGAUAAGGUGGAGAAGGCAGAGACCCUCAACGCGUCAUUACGAUCCGAGCUAGAUAGGAUACGCAAUGAUCACGAGCAAGAGCAGAAGAGCCUGCGUGCGCAAAUCACUGACCUCGAAUCGAACCCACCACAGCAAGCGUACAAUAGCGGGAACGAUGAAUGGAGACAGCGGUGCGAGGAGCUUGAGCGCGAGCUGAGCGAGCAGCAACAGGUCGCGGAAGAGGUCCGCAGGGACGCAUCCACGUUCUUGCAGGAGAUGCGCGAACUGUCUGCACGCAGUGAUGCCGCUGUCGAAAAAGAGGAACGGCUCACGAGCAAAGUGUCGACACUGGAGGAAGAGCUGAAGGAAUGGAAGAGUCGCUAUGCACGCUCCAAGACACAGCUUCGCACGCUGAAAGCCUCGUCGAUUGGCUUGUCCGGCCUCGCAUCCCCAGACAUUGCCAACUACACCCGUAACGCCAGCUUCUCAUCACCGGACGGCUUGGUUAAAGACGUCCAUGUCACCAACUUCCAGCUCAGCAUCGACGAGCUAUUACAAAAGGCACGCAGAGUGGACUCGGAGCAAACACUUGAAAGCAUGCGCAGCGUCGUCAAAUGCGUGCGUGCUAUUACAGGCGAUAUUGACAGCACGCCGCUGUCGCAGAUGCAAUCGCCCACCAGCAGUAUCAGCGGUGACUUGAUGGCUAGUCCAGAGAAGCAGCAAGCCAAGCUCAAGUCGCGCGUCAGCGCUACGGCCAACAACCUCAUCACAGCUACCAAGAAUCACGCUUCCUCGAAUGGCAUGUCACCCGUCAGUCUGCUAGAUGCUGCUGCAAGCCACCUGUCCACCGCCGUGGUUGAGCUCCUCAAGCUCGUAAAAGUGCGACCCACACCAGACAACGAGCUAGACCGUGAUCAGCUGGAUCGCGAGGAAGUUGCUGACAUGCCCAUGCCGCUCAAGCCAACCGUAUUUGGUGGAUACAGUCCGGUCACGCCGAACGGCACAGGGAAUAACGUCAGCGACAACAGCAGCAGCAACAAUGCUAACAGCGUUGGUCCUGACCGCGGCCACCAACGCGGGCGAAGUAGCAAGGGCAGCAAUGCGACUGGUUACAGCUCGUACAGCUCGCCCUACAGUGGAUAUGGUCGCGAAAGCUCAGGCUCGAACGUGAUCAACGGCCAGGCUGAUAAAGGCAUGACCGAGUUCAAGAACUACCUCGAGGACCAGACCGCGACCCUCGUUCAGAGCAUCCAGCCUCUCGUCAACCUCAUCCGCUCAGGGCCAGACUCCACACCAGCCGAGGAGCAGCAGAUUUACGCGUACAUACAGGAUAUUUCUCGCGCAGUCGAUGACACUGGCGACCGCACCUACGACGCCGUUAAGCAACUCUCCAGCCCUGCGUUGCAAAAACACGCUAUUCCUGUCGUGGAGGUCCUCGACGAUUGCAGACGAGAUAUGCUCGACAUCGACAUUCGCAACGGUGGCCGCGACAAGGUUCCUCCGCUUGCUUUCAAGAUAGCCAGAGCUCUCAAGGAACUUGUCCUUCGUGUUGACCGUAUCGAGUCUGGCGAAUUGACCGUCGAGCAGACCCUGAAAACCGACUUUUAA